AUUAAAAGUUUUUUUGAACGGAUCACGGUUUUUAAAAUUUCAUACGGAUAAUCCAUAUACAUAUUUUUAAAUUCGCUUUAUAAAUCAAGAAAGUUUCAAAAAUGUAACCGGAAUAUUUUGAAACUAUAAAGUUGAAUCUGAAGUCAGCACAUUUGCCUUCCAUUAUCAUAGAGCAUUUGAACUAAAUUUAUUUAUACACAUAUUUAUGUAUUUACAUAAAUAAAUAUGCUACAAAUGUCUGCCAAUGUUACGGAUAAUUUUAAAAUAUGCACAUGCAUGUAAGUGCAUAUGUGUAUGUACAUUACAAGAAGCAUCGAGAUAAAAAUGGAUUGAUUUCUGAAUAGCAUACAAAAGCUUGUGCAGAAAGACUCCAAAUAAAAAUAAGUGACAAAAACGCUUUUACUUGAAUAUUAAGAUUUACAUUGCACAAUCAUUACCACCGGUGUAAAUUUUUUUUUUAAAUACAACGUAUAUUGAAAAAUUCGUGCAAGUCUGAAAAGAGUUCAAUCAUAUUCAGGAUGAGCCUUGACUUUCUGGAAGACUUUGCGAGUGACUAUGAAAACGCAUUACUUCAAACUGGAUUCGGAAAUUUUCAAUUUCUUUUGAUUACAAUAUGUGGUUUAAUUUACAUGAAUACGGCCAUGGGUGUGACAAUUAUAUCUUUCGUCUUGCCGUCUGCUACAUGUGAUUUCACCAUGACAUCCACAGACAAAGGCUGGCUAUCUGCUUCACCUAUGCUAGGAAUGUUAAUUGGAUCAUAUUUUUGGGGAUGCCUUGCUGAUACGAAAGGUCGACGUGUUGUUUUAAUUACAACUUUAUUAGCAGAUGGCAUAUUCGGAAUAUUAUCUUCGUUUGCACCGAUUUAUAUAAUUUUUAUGUUAUUCCGAUUAGUAAAUGGAUUCAAUGUUGCAGGAACUAUGAGUAUAAUAUUCCCUUAUUUGGGUGAAUUUCAAACUACACAGCAUAGAGAAAAAAUUUUAUGUUGGAUGGAACUUUACUGGACUUUUGGAAUAAUAUUGCUGCCGGGAAUUGCGUGGAGUUUAAUUCCUUUGAAAAUCAAUAUUGGAUCUGGAAUAAUUUCUUAUCAUAGUUGGAAUCUUUUUGUUGCGCUUUGUGCCGUUCCCAGUAUUUUAUUGGGUCUUUGGCUAUUUGCGUUCCCUGAAAGUCCCAAAUUUCUUCUGGAACACGGAGAAUCGGAAAAGGCCUUAGAAGUUUUAACACUUAUUUAUGUAAAGAAUACUGGACAAAGCCGCAGCAACUAUCCCUGCACUACUCUGAGGGAGUCAAUUCGACCACUUCAGAGAGAUGGAGAGACGAAUAUUCAGAAUCAACGAAUAGGUAAUUUUAUUGAACUCAAAAAUUUAUCUGUGGAGAUUUGGGAUCAAACAAAAACUCUAUACAAGCAUCCGUACUUGAAGAACUCCGUUAUAACAUGUGCUAUUCAAUUCUGUCUUACCACGAGCUAUUAUACAUUGAUGGUUUGGUUCCCAGAAAUAUUUCAAAGAUAUGAUGAUUAUGAGAAAGCCAAUCCUGGAAUACCCGCAUCUGUUUGUGAUAUUUCAUCAAUCGUUACAUCAAAUACAACUUUUGUAGACUGCGAGUCGGAAAUCGAUCAUACAGUGUUCUUUCACACAUUUAUAAUUGGUUUGGCUUGCAUACCAACAAGUUUCUGGCUACCACUAUGUGUUCACAAAUUGGGAAUCAAGUUCUUUUUGGUUUUCAGUUUGACGGCAGCCGGAUUUGUAACUUUGGGUUUUUAUUUCGCUCGAAGUUCUUUUGAAAACUUAAUUUUGUCAUGCAUUUUUGAAGCACUAACUUCGCUUAGCAUCAGUACUUUAUAUUGUGUCUUGGUGGAUUUAUUCCCAACAAAUUUGAGGGUAAUGGCAGCGGCAAUGUCCAUGACUUUUGGACGCGGAGGAGCCUUAUUGGGAAACCUUAUAUUCGGAUUGCUCAUUGAUUUAAACUGCAUAAUACCAAUAAUCCUUUUUUCGGGUAUGCUGUUCGCAAGUGCCUUUUUAUGUUGGAUUUUACCCACAACUGGAGCGGAUGCCUUAAACUAAGACUAUCAUACAGCUACUAUUUGUUAAUUUUAUCUAUUCACUUAUAAUAUAAAUGAUACAUAUAUUAUUGAAUCAUGUAUUAAAUUUCUCAAAUAUAUGAUAACAUUUAUUUUUGUUACA
This is a messenger RNA of Drosophila miranda, 2180 nucleotides long. Its product is annotated as synaptic vesicle glycoprotein 2C-like. Gene Ontology annotation, cellular component: membrane. The transcript has 12 exons. The record is from RefSeq and is a predicted model, not a curated record. Gene Ontology annotation, molecular function: transmembrane transporter activity. Gene Ontology annotation, biological process: transmembrane transport. NCBI's taxonomy places the organism in Eukaryota, Metazoa, Arthropoda, Insecta, Diptera, Drosophilidae. Bases 519 to 2060 code for a protein of 513 amino acids.